Messenger RNA from Alternaria hordeiaustralica, 1299 nucleotides. RefSeq lists its product as uncharacterized. Lineage: Eukaryota; Fungi; Ascomycota; Dothideomycetes; Pleosporales; Pleosporaceae. Bases 1 to 1299 code for a protein of 432 amino acids. The transcript is spliced from 3 exons. The record is from RefSeq and is a predicted model, not a curated record.
AUGUUGCAACUCGACCCUGACUUCAUCCGUAUGGACGCCGAAGCUGAAAGAGCCAAGGGUUUUGUGAGAUGCAAGUUCAACGAACAGAUCGACUCGAUACCAAUAUACAAUGCCUCCCCUUCAGAACGCCAAAGAGCAGUAGAAGCCGCAACUGCUGCGCGAAAAUCAUGUCGCGAACUAGCUAGCGAGUUCCACGCCGUCCUACCAAGAGAGCUUCGAAACAUGAUAUACGCCUACAUCGUCGGCCCGACAGCUCAGCCUCAAACUACACCGGAAUAUAGCGGAAUGUGGUGGCGUGUCGAGUGCGGCAAGAGCAUACGCAUUGGCUGGUUAGACUCGCAAUGGGGCGAGGGUAUUGAAGCACUCGACAUCUGCGGUGAAAGUCUACACAUGCAACCCAAAUGCUGGGCUAUGGAUCCAGCAUACUUUGGAGCGCACGCAGCCCAAGAGCUUACAGAAACUUACUACAGUAUCAACAGUUUCUACAUCACGUCUGCCCAGGAGAUGAGCAACCUGUUCCGCGCCGAUCCCUUCAAGCUCGGAAUGAAGCCGUAUCAGUUUAUCCGCAAGUUCACGCUGGUGCUCAACUUCUCCGGAACUGGAAUGCAAAGCGAGGACGAAGUGGCGGCUCUUCACAAUAACCUCCAGGACCUCCAGCUACUACCUCCGAAACGUAAACACGAAAUUUGCAUUCGCCUCGAGACAGCUUUCCAAAUUGGAGAAAUCAAACUUGGUGGGUAUCGAUAUCGUCAUCCCUACGACAUGGAAGAUGAGCGGGUUAUGCUCAAUAUCCUCGAGUCGAUCAGACGGCCCGUGUAUGAUCUCUUACACAGGAGGAAGUCGGUCAGGGUGUUCCAGGCAAAUUUAGAGGACUGGUGUACACCACGCCAAAAGACAAUUGAGGAUGAGAAAGAAGAGGAUGCAGAUGGGGACCCAGCCCGGCAUUACGUUCUCCGUCCGCCUAAUCUUGCAAGCGACAAGGAUAAGCACAACACGAACGAAGACAGCGAGGAAGACGAGGAGGCAACAGAUGAAGAAAGCGACGAAGACGAGGAGGCAACAGAUGAAGAAGAAGGACCAGAAAACGAGAGCGACGACGCGGAUUUCUUGUUCAAUCGGGACCAGACUCUAGACACGGAAACCAAGCUCAAGGUGCGCGAAGCGCUGAAAACCCGAUGGCAGGAAUCAGGCGCUCUUGAUCACUUUUGGCACAGCGGCGACCGUGAAGGGCCUUUCGGACUCCAGAAACAGAAAUCACGAUACUCAUCGCGGGAUCUGCAGUAUGAAGACUUCGUGUAG